Molecule: messenger RNA, 1937 nt
Organism: Macrosteles quadrilineatus (aster leafhopper)
Lineage: Eukaryota; Metazoa; Arthropoda; Insecta; Hemiptera; Cicadellidae
Exons: 12
Coding region: 272-1870 (532 amino acids)
Cellular component (GO): extracellular matrix
Source: RefSeq, a predicted model, not a curated record
AACUGCUUUGAGGUAUUUUGGGUAUAAAUAUAUUUCAUGUACCGGUGGUGUUUUACCCUGGAUAACAUUGACUUGAUGAUGAUGUAUCUACAACUUAGAGACGCGUAGUCCAUUAUAGGAGCAGAGGAAUCACUAGGCAGCACCAGAUCGUCCGUGACGCAAGUUCGGGGACAUAACACGUAGCGUGGCGUAGCGCUGGACAUUACGUGCACCGCUGUAUAUAACCGGCGAGGUACUCUGACCACGUCUAGUCCGACCACAGCAUCCCGUCAUGACUCUGUAUAAGGUAUGGGUGGUAGGCCUGGCAGCAGUGUUGGCAACCUCCACCUCCUCCACGUUCGCCUGGCCUCAAGAUGACGAGGAUCACCACAGCCAUGGCGAACACUCUCACCACGUCGACUACUACGCUGAGCCGCACUACGCGUUCGAGUACGAGGUUCAUGACCCUCAUACUCAUGACGUCAAGAGCGCUCAUGAGACUCGCAAGGGAGACACGGUCAAGGGAUACUACAAGCUGGUGGAGCCGGACGGAUCCAUCAGGGAGGUGCACUACACAGCUGACAAACACAACGGCUUCAAUGCUGAGGUUACCAAGACAGGACACAACCACCAUCCCCACCAUCAUUGGUGGCAUUGGAGUGUGACGGGUGACGAUGGAACGCCACUCCACGAGCCGCGCCAGCGAUGUGUGACAGUGGCGCACCACCGCGCACCGGAACGACAAUCAAUUACCAUAGUGAACUACCAAGGUUCGUGGCCGAGUUCAGCGAUGGCGGAGUGCCCCACAGCGGUGAUACUAGCGGCUUUCCUGUUGUCCUCAGGAUUUCACAUCUUCACCAGGUCCUACGAGAAGGUCGAGGGCUGCGGAUGUGUUACCCUCUCCUCUAUACUCUUCCUGACUGCAGUGUUCGCUUGGGUCUCGGCGACCAAUAUCAACAUCUUCCGUUGCAGGUUACCGGAGAAAUACAAUUUCUUCUACGAGUUCAUCAUCUCGAUGUUCAUCUUCGAGAUGGCGCUGCGGCUGUUCUGGGAGCCCCUGGAGUGCUUUCUGUCCACUACACUCCCGUCAGCCCUGGAGUCCUGGCUGAUGGGGGACGGAGAAUGUUGCUUCCUGGGGCUCUACUGCCCAGGAGAUUCGCUCUUGUUCGUUCUACUCGUCUACGCCACAGCGUUGUCAAGGUUGGCUCCAACGCUAUUUGCCCUGUUUCCUGUGUCGACGACCCUGUCCACCACCCCACAGGUAUUUCCGGGAGAUUCCUGGGAUUUAGUGGGUAAAGCGCAAGCUCAGGUCAGGUACCUACUCCCGAGAAACCUACCCUUUACACCACAUAAUAUGGGCAGCCCAGGCCGAGUCAGGGGCAGCGCAGGCCGAAAGUCCGUUUCCCAUCAUUUUCCAGAAGGCAGCCGAUAUAAAAGCACAGUUCUCCUUGGCUCCAUACACUUCAACAUGAUCUCCUUCCAGACCUGCCUGUCCCUUGCCCUGGCCCUGGUUGCCUCAGCCUCAGCCCAAUACUACGGCGGUCAUGGUGGUGGCUAUGGUGCCGUCUCCAGCUAUGGGGGUCAUGGGGGUCACGGGAGUUAUGGGGGUGGCUAUGGUGGACACGGAGGCUACGACCACGGACAUGUAGACUAUUAUGCCUAUCCCAAGUACGGGUUCGAGUACGACGUCCACGACCCUCACACUGGCGACUACAAGAGUCAACAUGAGACCAGGGAUGGUGACGUGGUCAAGGGAUUCUACAAGGUCGCCGAGCCCGACGGCACUCUGAGGGAAGUUCACUACACGUCAGACAAGCACAACGGGUUCAAUGCCGUAGUCAAGAAGACUGGCCACGCACACCACCCCUCACACUAUGGCCACCACUACUAGCGCUACUGAGACAGACACGCCGAUAUUACUGUAAUAUUUAUCUUGUAAAUAUAUUUUUGUACGUAUG